UCGAUCAUGCCGAAGGUGUCCGUGAGAGCCACAGUGGCGGUGGUUACCUUUGUGAUUUCACUUCUUGACUUCUGCGCAUCAACUGAAAACAUCCCACGAAAAUGGGCAGCUUUCUCGGCAAAUAUCACAGGUCUGAGCAGUUCCAACGUCUCUGAUGUUGAUGUUAAAGAGGAGAUUCUGUGUAGUAUUUUAGCAACUAAAGACGAAAAGGCGAACCUCUUCUGCUUCGGACCAGAAGGCUGUGUUUUCGGACAUGUUUACUUACCGGACGUUGAAGGAGAGCAAACCCCAGGCUACAACUGCUACUAUUGCCAUGUUUGCCUUCACGACAACGAAACUCUCCACGAAGGAGAAAAGGUUCCUGACACUUUCUGCCCGAACCUCAACCUGACUUGCACCAAGCGUGGCCUGGUCAACCAAGCUGAUGGUGGGUUCCAAUGA
Hyalella azteca is the source of this 441-nucleotide messenger RNA. RefSeq lists its product as uncharacterized. The record is from RefSeq and is a predicted model, not a curated record. Bases 7 to 441 code for a protein of 144 amino acids. NCBI's taxonomy places the organism in Eukaryota, Metazoa, Arthropoda, Malacostraca, Amphipoda, Hyalellidae. The transcript has 2 exons.